Molecule: messenger RNA, 4233 nt
Organism: Nothobranchius furzeri (turquoise killifish)
Lineage: Eukaryota; Metazoa; Chordata; Actinopteri; Cyprinodontiformes; Nothobranchiidae
Gene: cilp
Product: cartilage intermediate layer protein, nucleotide pyrophosphohydrolase
Source: RefSeq, a predicted model, not a curated record
UGGAGGAGGGGAUUGAAGCAGAGUUCAAAAACACGAGACAGAGAGAAAUGUAAGAAGAAAAAUUCUGAAAAAAGCCAAGAAGAACUUUGCAGAGAAAAAAUUUAAACCAGAAGUUUUGAGCAAAGAGGAAAAUAAUAAACGAAGGUGUGUCUGCUGCUAUAGAGCUUCUGUUUUGGAGUGGCUGGUGAGAAACAUACAUCAGAGAUGAAGGUGAAAGGUCAGACGUGGCGACAAAGUGUGAGAAUGUCACAAAGGUCUCUUCUUCUGCUUCUGGGAAUCAGUGUUUUCACAGCUCAAGGAUCAUGGCAAAAAUACAACACAGAGUCUGGUUCUCCUGUCCUUCACUCAGAUGACAACUAUGAGUGGACCACUUGGUUCAAUGUUGACCACCCUGGAGGCCGUGGAGACUACGAGCAGCUGGAGGCUAUUCGUUUUUAUUACCGUACCCGGGUGUGUGAGACCCCUAGAGCAAUCGAAGCUAGAACCACAGAUUGGAUCUCAGCUCGAGAUACUGGGGAAAAGAUUCAUGCAGAUCCGACUGUGGGUUUCUGGUGUCUCAAUGAGGAACAAGGUCCUGGGCGCAACUGCUCAAAUUAUGCAGUACGUUUCCUCUGCCUCAAAGAAAUAAGUAUGGCCAUUCAGGGAACCUGGGGUCCAUGGUCAAACUGGGGCCCAUGUCCUGCUCUAUGUGAUCAAGUGGGAAUGCAGCUUCGCUAUCGAAGCUGCACCUCUCAAAUGCUGACUUGCAGUGGGCCUAAAAUAGAAGAGAAACCAUGCAAUGGAGCAGAAUGCACAAAGGCUGACUGUUCCCUGCACUGUGUGAUGGGGAGAGUAAAUGCCGACUGUGAUGCCUGCAUGUGUGAAGAACACAUUCUUCUGGGUUCUGUACGGAGUGCUGGAGGUCUGAAUGCUGAAGGAGCCGCCAUCCUUCGAUCAGGAAAACUCCUUACUCUUACAGACCACAACGGUCACUUUCGCAUCCCUGGAAUCUGCCCCGACGGCAACACAACCAUGACGGUCAGCCUGCAAGGCCAUGCCUCUCUUGAUGUUGUUGUGCCCUUCAGCUCUGGGCGAACUUCAGUUCUCAGUGUGCAGCUGAAAAGAGUUGAAAAGCUUCAUAUUUUGAGGAACCCUGAGAGCAAGACCAGAAGGGAAGGUCAAAGUGCUGCCUUCUGCUGCAAAGUGGCAGGAACGCCACAGGCAGACAAGUACCAAUGGUUUCAUAACAACAAUCUUUUGGAAUUGCGAUCUGAGAGCACUUUGGUCCUGAAAGAUUUACGUCCUGAGCAGGCAGGGGAGUACUACUGCAGAGCAAGUGGGCCAUCAGGAGCUGUCAAAACCAAACUGGCCACUCUUACAAUCAUAGGUAGAGAUGUGCAUUCAUGCAACCCGAAGCCUGAAUCUCACCUCAUACGUCUUCCACACGACUGCUACCAAAACAGCACAAACUCUUUAUACUAUGACGUGGGCAAGUGCCCCUCAACUACCUGUCCUGGACAGUUGGACAAUGGCAUCAGGUGCAACGACAACGUGGCUUAUUGCUGUGGUGUGGCAAAGAUGGAGGAGAGGCAGCUACUGUGCCAGGGCUACCAACUGCCCACCAUGGUAGUGACGAAGUGUGGCUGUCAGAAGUGUGUGGACACCAAGGCAAUUGUGCACGGUAGGGCCACUGCUGCAGACAACGGGGAGCCAAUGAGGUUUGGUCACAUCUUCAGGAAUGGAGUCAGAAUCAGCCGCACUGGUUACAAAGGCACCUUCUCUAUUCAGGUUCCUCCAGACACUGAAAGGCUGGUGCUGACUUUUGUUGACAACAUGCAAAAAUUUGUCAACACCACUAAGUUAAUUUUAUUUAACACAAAGGGCGGAGCUGUUUAUCAUGAAGUCAAACUUCUUCGAAAAAAGACUCCUGUGACAAUCAACCCCUCUGAAACCAACACACUGGAGCUCGGGGAUGCAGAAGGCCAGGAAAAAAUGGUCCAGAUCCAGAUUCCUCCUAACUCCUUCUAUAAGGAGAACGGAGAAGUCUUCACUGGUAACGUGAAUGCAAGUGUAACAUUCCUAGACCCCAGAGAUGUCUCCACAGCUGCUGCUGCUCAAAGUGAUCUGAAUUUUGUAGGAGAUGAAGGUGAUCUCCUUCCAUUGAGAACCUACGGUAUGUUUUCAGUUGAUUUUAGAGGUGAGGAAUCCAAUGAGCCCCUUAAUGCUGGUGAGGUGAAAGUGUUCCUGGAUUCUACUCAGGUGAAGAUGUCAGAGCAUCUCAACAUCAUGAAGUUGUGGUCGCUAAAUCCUGAAACAGGUCUAUGGGAGGAGGAGGGAAGUAUGCAUCUGGAAAAGAAAAGAAGAGGCAAAAGGGAAGAAAGAACAUUCCUGAUUGGAAACAUGGAAAUCCGAGAGAGACGUCUGUUUAAUCUGGAUGUGCCGGAGAACCGCAGGUGUUAUGUGAAAGUGAGAGCCUUCAGAAGUGAACGCUUCAUGCCCAGCGAGCAAGUAGAGGGUGUUGUGGUGAGUCUCAUAAACAUGGAACCAACAGCUGGUUACUCCACAAAUCCACGUGCCUGGGGUCGAUUUGAUAGUGUUAUCACUGGCCCAAAUGGAGCCUGUCUUCCUGCCUUCUGUGAUGAACAAAAACCUGAUGCCUAUUCUGCAUAUGUGAUGGCCAAUCUUGGAGGGGAGGAACUGGAAGCAGUUUCAUCUUCUCCUAAACUCAACCCCGGCCUCACUGGAGUACCACAGCCAUACCUGAGAAAACUCAACUACAGGCGGUCUGACCACGAAGACCCCAGAGUAAAAAAGACUGCAUUCAGUAUUAAUAUGGCGAAACCAAGUCCCAACGUAGCUGAGGAAGCCAAUGGACCAGUGUAUGCAUUUGAGAACUUGAAGGAAUGCGAGGAGGCUCCAUUCAGUGCAGCACACUUCCGGUUUUCAAGAGUUGAAGGAGAUCGUUAUGAUUACAACACAGUACCAUUCAACGAAGAUGACCCAAUGAGCUGGACAGAGGACUAUUUAAGUUGGUGGCCCAAACCCAUGGAAUACAGAGCCUGCUACGUCAAGGUCAAAGUUAACAGCCCACAUGAGAUCAAUGUGCGGUCUCGCAACAUGGGUGGCACCCACCCAAAGACCGUAGGCCAGCUUUAUGGCCUUCGGGACACUCGCAGCAUUCGUGACAUGGACCAUGGAAAUGUCUCAGCUGUGUGCCUGGAGUUCAAGUGCAGUGGGAUGCUGUAUGAUCAGGACCGUGUAGAUCGUACUCUUGUGAAGGUGAUCCCUCAAGGAAGUUGUAAGAGAGACCAUGUAAACGCAAUGCUUCAGGAUUAUCUGGUCAACCACCUGCCUCUAGCCGUCAACAAUGACACCAAUGAGUUCACCAUGCUUGCACCUCUUGACCCUUUAGGUCACAACUAUGGAAUCUAUACUGAGACGGAACAGGAUCCCCGCACAGCAAAAGAAAUUGCACUUGGGCGCUGCUUUGAUGGCACGUCGGAUGGCACAUCUCGAGUCAUGAAAACUAAUGAGGGCGUGGCUCUAACGUUCACUUGCAGGGGCCGUGAGGUGACACGCCAAAGUGUAUUUCAAGCUGUUCAAAGUUCUCAAGGUCAAGUGGUCACAAGUGUUGUAAGAGGAGAGAGCAAGAAAACCAGACGCCGGCAAAGGGCCAACGCAUCCCGCAGCAGCCGUAAACGUAGCACCAGAAAUCCUUCGGUAGAGCAGAAUCAAGUGUGAAGCUAGAUGGCCACAGUUCAGGGCUUUACAACUGAACUAAUUACAUUUAUUAUUUGGAAAUAAUGGGAGCUGGGUUUUUUAUGCUUUAUCAAAGCAUUCAGUUAUGCAUUGAUUAGAAUGGUCCUAAUCACAUUAAAGGUUUGGAUAUGCAGGUUAUUGGCUUAGAAAGAACUGGUGAUUUAAAAUUACAGCAUUUGUUUAUUAGAAAUAAAAGUAGUUCUCAUUUUCUGCAAGUUCAACAGGAAAUGUACACUCAUAGCAGAAGUUAAUCAGAUUUUAAACCUUUUGUAAAGAGCACUUUUAACAUAGCCUAAAUAUUAAAGCUUUCAACAACAAAUUUUAUCCUUGUUUGCGUUUAAAAUGGUGAAGGUACAUUUGUGGCUCGUUAUCGAUAAGCACCCUGAUGUUCAGACAGCUUUGCUGCAUUUGACUGAGCUGAAAAUACCUGUAGAAGCCUAUGGUGUUUCUGUUUUCUGUCACUAAAUAAACAUCUGCAACCCAGUGGAACGUCAA